Chelonoidis abingdonii (Abingdon island giant tortoise) is the source of this 5881-nucleotide messenger RNA. RefSeq names its product HECT and RLD domain containing E3 ubiquitin protein ligase 4 (gene HERC4). The record is from RefSeq and is a predicted model, not a curated record. Gene Ontology annotation, molecular function: ubiquitin-protein transferase activity. NCBI's taxonomy places the organism in Eukaryota, Metazoa, Chordata, Testudines, Testudinidae.
UUAUUUAACUUUAAAACCUGAUUGAUUUGUAAUAGAUUUUGCAUACCAAAAUAGAUAUUGGUAUGAAAUUAGUCUGAUCAAGGUAGACUUUAUAUUUUUUUAAAUUAAUGUUAUUCUUGUAAUUCUCUUCCUAUUGCACACAGGGGACAAUGGAGGAAAUCACUUUAGGCUAAUUUAACACCUGAAUAUUUAUACAUAUGUUGUUCACAGAUUUGUAUAACCUAUUGGAAAAAUGUGUUGCAUCAUCUUUCAAAAGCAGAGAGUUAAAUUAAUUAUGUACAAGAUAGAUAUUUAUCUGAGGAUUGUUAAAUAGAUUAAUAAUUAUUUUUAAUAUUUAACAUGAUCUUGACCUGCUAGGUCAAGGGAAGUAGAAAGGGUUUCCUUACCUCCUCCACAGACCUUUAUAUGAUGGUCACUGUGGGGGAUCCCAUCUAGGCCAGCAAAUUAUAGCUGUCUUUGUAGAAUGCGGAGCUGCAACUGGCAACCCUGAAAGGAUCUGACACUACAUAUUGCAGCCUGGCUUAACAUAUCUUGGAUGAAAUUGCUGAAAGCUAUAGUGCUACCAAUACACUGUGAUUUAGGGGUUGGAUUCAUUUUAAUAUUUAUACUAGAGGACCACACAUGUACUUCAUUGCUUAGGCAGGCCAAACUGUACACCCAGCCAGGCUCCUCACCCUGCCCUACUCUCAGGUAAGAUUCAAGAACCCUACUGAUUUUGGUGAAAAUUGGAAAAGCCUGAUUUGUAAUGAUUUCCACCGAUAUUACACCUUUGGGCAUGAGUGGCUAGCCAAUAUUCAGGGCUCGCAGAUUGUUUCUAUUAGGAGGAGAAACUGAUGAUAGAUAUUCCUUGUAUGCAAUCCUGUUUAUUUACAAAGAAAGUACACAAAGUACUGUUUCCCAGAACACAGUAUGAAUGGAACAGGUGGCAGUUUCUUUACUCACAGCUCCAAGCCUUUUCCAAACAGCAUUCUGCCCCCAAAGUUCCCUAUCCUUGCUUUCUCACAGGGCUUCAUUUCCAGUACUUCUUUUGAUGUGUUUAGGGUUCCCUGGCUGCCUUUUCUCUGAAUGUCUGUGAUGUGUCUGCUGUUACUCUCCCAAACAGUAAGGAAAUUGACAAUCAUUUUAAUUUAAUAUAACCCAAAUAACACAGCAUUAUUUAAUAUUGAUAGUUUUAUGGUUAUCUAACUAUAUCAGUUAUUUCCCUCCGUAAAGGCAAUUUCAAUCUUUACUUUAGGGCAUCUAGUGUCAUGGGGGCAAAGUUCAUUUGAGUUCUGUAUUUGCUUCCAUGUUCAUACAUACUUUGAAAACCACAGGAUAUAGUGUAGUACAUCUGAUUCUGUUUGUUUUUAUGAGCUUCUGUAAAGUCUGUUAUCUAUCUCAAUAGCAUCUUUAAGCAAGUCUUGACACAGGGAGAUUUUAGGUCAGCCUGACCACAAGUUUCUCUCUAAUCAUGACAAUCAGUUGACAUUGGAUAUUGUACAUUGAACAUGUAGGAGUCACAGAUCUGGGACGUUCACCAGGGCCCUGUCUUCUCAGACUGAUCAGUGAAAGCGGACAAGGGAGAUAGAAGUGUAACCAAAACGUUGUUCGAAGGUAAAACCGUUUGAAAGCCGGAAAUUGACAGCGCCCAGUACGAGUGAGUUGCAGGGGGGCUCUGGGAAGAGGCGGUCCCUGAGGCACUGGGGGGCUCCGCUCGAUGGUUUCCGGUUCAGGUUGCUCCUUUUACCAGCAGCGAUUUAUUCAAAAGGCCAACUCUGCAAACCCGUCCUGGGCUCCGGGCCUGGGGGCGAACGGGAGACGGAGUCCUGUCCUCGCCCCCAGUGGGCGGGGCCGGUCUGAGCAGGGUCUCUCCGCGCUCACCCCACUGACUGGAGAGCGAGUCCGUCCCUCUACGCGCGCGGCGACGCGCAUGCGCAGUGCGGAAGCCUCGCCGGAGCCGCGGUGCUGGAGGCCUGUCACUUCUUCCUGGUGCUCCCUCCUCGCCGGAGCAGGAUCCCCUCUCUCGGGGGUCCCCGCGGGGCUGUGACCCGGAUCUCCGCAGCUGUGAAGAGUACUCGAUUGUGAAAACCUUGGAUCACCACUGUUUUAUAUCUGUUCUAUUCUUUUGUGUUACAGGUUGAAACUUGUAUGGCAGUCAUUUAUAUGGAUCUGUGAUGGAUCUAUAACUAUGUCCCAAGUCAAGCCAAAGUCAUUUUGAGCAUCCUCUUCUGAAUGUGAAGGAACAUUUUGAACAGUGAAGUUGCAAGAUCUUACCGAUCAAGACAACUGGAACCAUGUUGUGCUGGGGAAAUGCAUCCUUUGGACAGCUUGGAUUGGGUGGAAUUGAUGAAGAGAUUGUAUUAGAACCCAGAAAAAGUGACUUUUUCCUAAAUAAAAAGGUCCGAGAUGUAGGAUGUGGACUCAGACACACUGUUUUUGUCCUGGAUGAUGGGACUGUGUAUACAUGUGGAUGUAAUGAUCUAGGACAAUUAGGGCAUGAAAAAUCCAGAAAGAGACCAGAGCAUGUUGGUGCCCUGGAUGCCCAAAAUAUUGUAUCUGUUUCAUGUGGAGAAGCCCACACACUAGCAUUAAAUGACAAGGGCCAAGUGUAUGCUUGGGGUCUUGCUACUGAUGGACAGCUUGGCUUGCCUGGAACAGAGGAAUGUAUCAGAAUUCCCAGAAAUAUCAAAAGCUUAUCAGAUAUCCAAAUAAUGCAAGUUGCCUGUGGCUACUGUCACUCACUUGCACUCUCAAAAGGCAGUGAAGUUUAUUCCUGGGGACAGAAUAAAUAUGGCCAACUGGGUAUAGGUUAUGAAUUUAAAAAGCAGACUUCACCUCAACUGAUUAAAUCUUUACUGGGAAUCCCUUUUGCACAAAUUGCAGCAGGAGGAGCACAUAGUUUUGUACUAACUCUUUCUGGAGCCAUUUUUGGAUGGGGACGCAACAAAUUUGGUCAACUUGGUCUUAAUGAUGAAAAUGACAGGUAUGUUCCUAAUCUGCUGAAGUCCCUAAGAUCUCAGAAAAUUAUUCACAUCUGUUGUGGAGAAGAUCAUACAGCUGCUCUUACAAAGGAAGGUGGGGUUUUUACAUUUGGAGCUGGAGGCUAUGGACAAUUGGGUCAUAACUCUACCAGCCAUGAGAUAAACCCAAGGAAAGUUUUUGAACUUAUGGGAAGCAUUGUCACACAGAUUGCUUGUGGGAGGCAGCACACCUCUGCAUUUGUUCCUUCAUCUGGAAGAAUUUACUCCUUUGGUCUUGGAGGUAAUGGACAGUUAGGAACAGGAUCAACCAGUAAUAGGAAAAGUCCCUUCACAGUAAAAGGAAACUGGAUUCCUUAUAGUGGACAGUACCCACCAAGCACAGACAGUGAAGAAUAUUAUUGUGUAAAGAGAAUUUUCUCUGGUGGAGAUCAGAGUUUUUCACACUACUUUAAUCCACAGAACAUGAUGCCACCAGAUGACUUCAGGUGUCCUGACUCUUCAAAGCAGAUCUGGACUGUGAAUGAAGUAUUUAUUCAGAAACUGCUGACUUGUUCAUCUGGAAGACUUCCUGUGGAGAUAGCUAAUGAAAUAGAUGGAACAUUUUCUUCAGCUGGCUGCCUAAAUGGGAGUUUUUUAGCUGUCAGUAAUGAUGAUCACUAUAGAACUAGUGCUCGAUUCUCGGGGGUUGAUAUGAACGCUGCUAGACUACUAUUUCACAGACUUAUAAGUCCUGACCAUCCUCGUAUAUCACAACAGGUUGCAGCUAGUUUGGAGAAGAACCUUAUUCCUAAAUUGACUACUUCCUUACCUGAUGUUGAAGCCCUAAGGCUGUAUCUCACUUUGCCAGAAUGCCCACUGAUGAGUGAUGUGAACAAUUUUACAACAUUAGCUAUUCCUUUUGGAACAGCUGUUGUAAAUCUAGAAAAAGCUCCACUGAAAGUACUUGAAAACUGGUGGUCUAUACUUGAACCUCCAUUGUUCCUCAAGAUAGUGGAGCUGUACAAGGAUGUUGUGGUCCACCUCCUGAAAUUAUACAAGAUUGGUAUCCCCAAUUCUGAAAGAAGAAUCUUUACCAGUUUUCUACACACUUCUCUCAAAGUUCUGGAAAUUUUACAUAGGGUAAAUGAGAGAGGAGGACAAAUUAUACAGUAUGACAAAUUUUACAUUCAUGAAAUACAAGACUUGAUAGACAUCAGAAAUGACUACAUCAACUGGAUCCAGCAGCAGGCAUAUGGAAUGGACAUCAACCAUGGAUUAACUGAGCUAACAGACAAUCCAGUUACAAUUUGCACAUACCCUUUCGUGUUCGAUGCACAGGCAAAAACUACGCUCUUGCAAACAGAUGCUGUCUUACAAAUGCAGAUGGCUGUUGACCAGGCUCACAGACAGAAUUUCUCAUCUAUUUUUCUCCCUGUAUUUGAAUCUGUCAAUCCUUGUCUAAUAUUAGUGGUGCGCAGAGACAAUAUUGUAGGAGAUGCUAUGGAAGUCCUAAGGAAAACGAAGAAUGUAGAUUACAAGAAACCACUGAAGGUUAUUUUCGUAGGGGAAGAAGCUGUUGAUGCAGGAGGUGUUCGCAAAGAAUUUUUCUUGCUCAUCAUGAGAGAGUUGCUUGAUCCCAAAUAUGGAAUGUUUAGGUACUAUGAAGAGUCCAGGCUCAUCUGGUUCUCUGACAAGACCUUUGAAGACAGUGACUUGUUCCAUUUGAUUGGUGUUGUCUGUGGGCUAGCAAUAUAUAAUUUUACUAUUGUAGACCUUCAGUUCCCCUUGGCUUUGUACAAGAAGCUGUUGAAUAAGAAGCCUUCCCUAGAUGACUUAAAAGAGUUAAUGCCUGAUGUUGGCAGAAGUAUGCAGCAGUUACUGGACUAUCCAGAAGAUGACAUAGAGGAGACAUUUUGUCUCAACUUUACGAUCACUGUGGAAAAUUUUGGAACAACAGAAGUAAAAGAGCUGAUUCCUAAAGGUGCCGACAUUCCUGUGGUCAAACAAAAUAGGCAAGAAUUUGUAGAUGCUUAUGUGGAUUACAUCUUCAGUAAAUCAGUGGCUUCCUUAUUUGAUGCAUUCCAUGCAGGCUUUCAUAAGGUGUGUGGUGGUAAAGUUCUUCAGCUCUUCCAGCCCAGUGAGCUGCAGGCGAUGGUGAUUGGGAACACAAAUUAUGAUUGGAAAGAACUGGAGAAGAAUACAGAAUAUAAAGGAGAAUAUUGGGCAGACCAUCCUACAAUUAAAAUAUUUUGGGAUGUUUUUCACGAGUUAUCACUGGAAAAGAAAAAGCAGUUUCUGUUGUUUUUAACAGGCAGUGAUCGUAUUCCUAUUCUUGGAAUGAAGUGUCUUAAACUAGUCAUCCAGCCAACAGGAGGUGGAGAAGGAUAUCUUCCAGUAUCUCACACUUGCUUUAAUCUUCUUGAUCUUCCAAAAUACACAGACAAAGAAACCCUAAAAUCUAAGCUGAUCCAGGCAAUAGAUCACAAUGAAGGCUUCAGUUUAGUAUAACUUUAGAAAUGAGCUAUUGUAAUUGUUUAAUGUGGGAGCAUUAAACUAAUUCUUUGUGUCUUUCUUGUGAUGGUAAGUUCAGUGGAGAAGUUGACAAUGUAACAACUGGUUAUUUACAAAAUGUUCAGUGAUACGAAUAUUCAUAGAAGGCCAAAAGUCCUUACAAAAAUGAACUGUUAAUACACAGCUUGUAUAGAACCAUGUUUUUGUCAUCUUAAAAUAAAAAUGAGACUGUGAAUGAGACUCAAGUUUCACAAACAUGAAUUUCAACACUUCACAUAUUAUAAAAACAAUUUAGCGUGUGAGUGCAUGAAAGACUUGUUUAAUUUUUUUCAAUCACAGAGUGAAAACAUUUCCUAUUAUGAUAGUCCCAUUUGAUUAUUUUUCAUUUUGUAAAUAAAGCUUUGUAAUAAAAUAGUUUCAGUUCUGAUAGC